Molecule: messenger RNA, 2799 nt
Organism: Medicago truncatula (barrel medic)
Lineage: Eukaryota; Viridiplantae; Streptophyta; Magnoliopsida; Fabales; Fabaceae
Product: disease resistance protein RUN1
Exons: 4
Coding region: 128-2569 (813 amino acids)
Biological process (GO): defense response; signal transduction
Molecular function (GO): ADP binding; ATP hydrolysis activity
Source: RefSeq, a predicted model, not a curated record
AUUUUUGUCGUAAGUUUUAUAUUUACAUAUUGAAGACAGCACAUCACAGACCACAAAAAAUAACUGAAAAUUACUCAUUCACAUUCUGCAUUCUCAAACUCCUUGUCAUAAGUUUCUCUCAGUUCUCAUGGCUACGCAAUCACCUUCCUCAUUCACUUACCAAGUGUUCCUCAGUUUUAGGGGCGCGGACACUCGCCACGGUUUUACCGGAAAUCUCUACAAGGCUCUUACUGACAAGGGAAUCUAUACCUUCAUUGAUGACAAUGAUCUUCAAAGAGGAGAUGAAAUCACACCAUCACUAAAAAAUGCCAUUGAAAAAUCUAGGAUUUUUAUUCCCGUAUUUUCUGAAAACUAUGCAUCUUCUUCAUUUUGUUUGGACGAACUUGUUCACAUCACUCAUUGCUACGAUACAAAGGGUUGUCUUGUUUUGCCUGUUUUUAUUGGUGUGGAUCCUACUGAUGUGCGACAUCACACAGGUAGAUAUGGUGAAGCAUUAGCUGUGCAUAAAAAAAAGUUUCAAAAUGAUAAGGAUAACACUGAGAGGUUGCAGCAAUGGAAAGAAGCUCUGAGCCAAGCGGCUAACUUGUCUGGCCAGCAUUAUAAACAUGGAUAUGAAUACGAGUUUAUUGGAAAGAUAGUCGAAGACAUUUCCAACAGGAUUAGUCGUGAGCCCUUAGAUGUUGCCAAAUAUCCUGUUGGAUUACAGUCCCGAGUACAACAUGUGAAAGGGCAUCUUGAUGAAAAAUCUGAUGAUGAGGUCCACAUGGUAGGACUUUAUGGUACUGGAGGCAUAGGUAAAUCAACACUUGCAAAAGCAAUUUAUAAUUUCAUUGCUGAUCAAUUUGAAGUUUUAUGUUUUCUAGAAAAUGUGAGAGUGAAUUCGACUUCAGAUAACUUGAAACAUCUCCAAGAGAAACUCCUUUUAAAAACAGUUAGAUUGGACAUUAAGUUAGGAGGUGUUAGUCAGGGAAUUCCAAUCAUUAAGCAAAGGCUAUGUAGAAAGAAGAUUCUUUUGAUUCUUGAUGAUGUUGACAAACUGGAUCAGCUAGAGGCCUUGGCUGGAGGACUUGAUUGGUUCGGUCCUGGGAGUAGAGUCAUCAUUACUACUCGAAACAAACACUUACUAAAGAUUCAUGGGAUAGAAAGUACACAUGCAGUAGAAGGGUUGAAUGCGACAGAAGCUCUCGAAUUGUUGAGGUGGAUGGCUUUCAAAGAAAAUGUUCCUUCAAGUCAUGAAGACAUUUUAAACCGUGCACUUACUUAUGCUUCUGGCCUUCCAUUAGCUAUUGUAAUAAUAGGGUCCAAUUUGGUUGGAAGGAGCGUACAAGAUUCAAUGAGUACAUUAGAUGGGUAUGAAGAAAUUCCCAAUAAAGAGAUCCAAAGAAUACUUAAAGUGAGCUAUGAUUCUUUGGAGAAAGAAGAGCAAAGUGUCUUUCUAGACAUUGCUUGUUGCUUCAAAGGGUGUAAAUGGCCAGAGGUCAAAGAAAUACUUCAUGCUCAUUAUGGUCAUUGCAUAGUACAUCAUGUUGCAGUUUUGGCUGAAAAAUCUCUCAUGGACCAUUUGAAAUAUGAUAGUUAUGUGACAUUACAUGACUUGAUAGAGGACAUGGGUAAAGAAGUCGUCCGACAAGAAUCACCCGAUGAGCCUGGAGAACGCAGUAGGUUGUGGUUUGAGCGUGAUAUAGUUCAUGUUUUAAAAAAAAACACUGGAACAAGGAAAAUCAAAAUGAUAAAUAUGAAAUUCCCCUCCAUGGAAUCUGAUAUUGAUUGGAAUGGAAAUGCCUUCGAGAAGAUGACAAACCUCAAAACAUUUAUUACUGAAAAUGGCCAUCAUUCUAAAAGUCUCGAGUAUCUUCCAAGUAGUUUGAGGGUAAUGAAAGGAUGUAUUCCGAAGUCUCCAUCAUCUAGUAGUUCGAACAAGAAGUUUGAAGAUAUGAAAGUCUUGAUAUUGAACAAUUGUGAAUAUUUAACCCAUAUACCGGAUGUCUCAGGGCUUCCAAAUUUAGAAAAGUUCUCGUUUGUAAGAUGUCAUAAUUUAGUUACAAUUCACAAUUCACUUAGAUACCUAAAUAGAUUAGAAAUCUUAAAUGCAGAGGGUUGCGAGAAGCUCGAGAGUUUUCCACCCUUACAGUCUCCCUCUCUUCAGAAUCUGGAACUCUCUAAUUGUAAGAGUCUCAAGAGUUUUCCAGAAUUAUUAUGCAAGAUGACAAAUAUAAAAUCUAUCUUGUUGAAGGAAACUUCCAUAGAAAAAUUUCAAUCUUCCUUUCAAAAUCUUAGUGAACUUAGUCAUUUAACAAUAUCAAGUGCCAAUUUAAAAAUUAACCUCCUUAAGAUCCUUAGAUUGGAUGAAUGCAAGUGUUUUGAGGAAAAUCGAGCUAUUACACUGAAUCCAGAAAAGCUUUCUGGAUUUCAAUGCAAACUAGGGCACAAAAGCAAGGGACACACAAUUUCUUUCUGGUUUCGUAAAAAGAUCCCUUCUAGAGCAAUUAUUCUUCUUCUUUGUUUGUCAAUGGGUAUAAAUAUACUCUUUUUGACAAAGCACUUUGCAGUGUGGGAAACUCGUGCCUAAACUUGAGGAAGCACUCCUACUAUUAUUCUUCAAAUGCACAAAUGGGAAUCAACUGUACAAGGAGAAAAAAAAACAUGGAGGAGAAUGCCAUAUUCACCAAUUCAUAUGGAGAGAGAAAAGUGGAUGAAUUGUUGGUGUAAGCCCUAAAGGCCAAUAGUUUAUGUUAAACCUAUCUUAUGUAUCAUGACUUUUAUUAUUGUAAUAAUAUAUGACACUCUUUAUUAUAUUUA